Messenger RNA from Syngnathoides biaculeatus (alligator pipefish), 3504 nucleotides. RefSeq names its product ubiquitin-conjugating enzyme E2Na (gene ube2na). Gene Ontology annotation, biological process: DNA damage tolerance; protein K63-linked ubiquitination. NCBI's taxonomy places the organism in Eukaryota, Metazoa, Chordata, Actinopteri, Syngnathiformes, Syngnathidae. The transcript is spliced from 4 exons. The record is from RefSeq and is a predicted model, not a curated record. Gene Ontology annotation, cellular component: nucleus. The coding region runs from base 111 to 566 and encodes 151 amino acids. Gene Ontology annotation, molecular function: ubiquitin conjugating enzyme activity.
UUCCUUCCAUCUGUGGUCAUGACGCAGAGAACCCGGAAGUCGUAGGUGUGUGCGUGUGCUGUCAACGAGAGAGGAGGCACUCACUGAGCUAAAGCUGUAUUUAAGGCAAGAUGACAGGACUGCCCCGCAGAAUUAUAAAGGAAACUCAGCGCUUGUUUGCAGAGCCUGUUCCAGGUAUUCAGGCAGAGCCAGAUGAGAGCAACGCUCGGUAUUUUCAUGUGGUGAUUUCUGGGCCCCAGGACUCACCUUUUGAGGGUGGUACAUUUAAACUAGAACUCUUUUUACCUGAGGAAUAUCCGAUGGCAGCACCUAAAGUCCGCUUCAUGACUAAAAUAUAUCAUCCCAAUGUAGACAAACUGGGAAGAAUAUGUUUAGACAUUCUGAAAGAUAAAUGGUCACCAGCUCUGCAGAUCCGCACAGUCCUUCUGUCAAUCCAGGCAUUACUAAGUGCGCCAAACCCUGAUGAUCCCUUAGCAAAUGAUGUUGCAGAGAAGUGGAAGACCAAUGAAGCUGAAGCUAUAGAGACAGCCAAGUCAUGGACCAGACUUUAUGCAGGAAACAAAUGAAGUGACGAGCAGCCUGUCAAGUGAAGACACAGACAGAAGUCAAGUGUGAACACAAGUCCUCAUGUUCUGCCAAUACCUCUUUUAUUUGUAUUUGAAGGACACAGUCAAAUUAAAAACAUGCACACUCAAGCCCACAUUCUAUAAAUAAAUAUGAAUAUAAUGAAAAGGGAAAAAACUGCUGACAAUUAGUAAAUGCAUUAUAGUAAAAUGACUCAUCUUUGUCCUACUUAACUCACUACUGUUUGCUCAGAGGUUAAGGUCUGCUCACCUGGCUUUCUUUGUACAUCAAGUCAGUCAACUGCUGCUUUUUUUUUUUAAGCUUUUCAAGAGGGGAAAAACUUGCAUCCCAAAUCUUUACUGAAGGGGGACAGAGCAGUGGAAUGGGGUGAGCAAAGAAGGGCAAGCUGUGGCCAGUAAGCUAUUUUUACAUUUAUUUUAACUUGUGUUCCUUUGUCACUGUUAAUUGAAAGCAACUAACAGCUACUAAUAGUUACCGCCUAUAGUGUAGUGUAAUAUCAACCUGGAAAUGCAGUGUUGGUCUGGCCAAUCACAAAACAGCUCUUCUUAUUUAACUCACAGAUAAUGAAAGCCAAAACUGAGCCUUUUACUGUUACACAUCACGUACAACACAUCACCUUUAAACCACUUCUAGCCAGAACUGUGUUAUAUGCUCGUCAGUGCUCUGGGGAGGUAAGAUAGGCUUUAUGGACCUUGACCUAGUAUGACCUUUUUGUUUUUGUUUGUUUUUAAUUUUAGAAUAUCAAGUCCUGUUUUAUUUUUUUCUUUUUAGUACUGUGCAGUUAAACUAAACUCCACUCAGCCCUUUUUACUUGUGCAUUGUCAGUCUGACACAACAACCUUCCUCUGAAUGGUAUUUACACCACCAAGCAGGGAUUCUAUUUGAGUUUUUAUUAAACAGUGGUACCUCUACUUACGAAAUUAAUUAGUUCCAGAGGUCGUUUCAUAACGCGCUUUUUACAUGUAAAUAGCCUAAUCUGUUCCAACCCCACUCCCCACGCCCAUAAAAUAAGUAUUCAUAGUACCUAAUGUAUAGAAUACAAAUUGUUGAUUUACCUUUGGCGUUGGUCGAAGAGAAGGGUGAGUGAGAAGCAAAACACAUCGUGGGGAACAGAGGAGGAAGCAAACGUUUGACAGCUGAGAGGAAACACAUACCAAUCGUGAAGAAAAUACACUAAAAUUGCCAAAAACAAAUUUAAAAAAUCAUGAAUAAGUUGUACUUUUCCAAUGUGCGCUAGCGAGUAACAGCGUGUGAAAGUGCUAGCGUGUGAUUCAGUGACACUCGAGUAUCGAAGGGAAACAAAAAGGAUCAUGAGUAAAGAUUGACCUCCCUCCCAGCCAAUGGAAUGCUAGGGAGCUGCUCCAGCGAUAGCCAAUGGGAAACCAGCUCUAUUGCACCACUUUCAAACAAAGAUACAGGAUAUUUACAUUCGGUGGAAUUUGGGUGCUGCCAAUCCAGGGCUUAUUUCUGCCUUUUGUAUCCUGAUUUCUCUAACUAAAGACAGUAUUUUUCCAAGGAGGCGUUUUGUAACCUGAAUUUUCCGUGACUAAAGAUGUUCGUAAGUAGAGGUGUCGCUGUAUUUAAUAAAUCAGGAUUGGAAUGCCAUAUAGUGAGUGCCAUGAAAAAGUAUUCGCCCCCUUCCUAAUUUUUUUUUUUUUUUUUCACAUCUGUCACAUAGGUUUCAAAUCAUCAAACCAAUUUUAAUGACGCUCUGAGAAAACCCAAGGAAAUACAAAAUUGAGUUUUCAAAUGACAAUUCAAUUUAUUAAGGCACAAAAAAAAUCCAAACCUUUUUUUACCCUCUGUGAAAAAGUAAUUUCCCCCUGAACCUAGUAACUACUUGUGCCACCCUUGGCAGGAAUAACUGAAAUCAAGAUUUUUUGAUAAUUGGUAAUGAGUCAUUCACAUUGCCCUGGAGGAAUUUUAUCCCACUCUUUGAAGAAUUGUUUUAACUCUGCCAUAUUGGAGGGUUUUCUAGCAUGAACUACCUAUUUAAGGUCAAACCACCGCAUCUCAAUUGUAUUUAAAUUCAGACUUUGACUUGGGCACUCCAAAACUAUUUUUUUUUUUUUUACCCAUUCAGAGGUGGACUACCAGGUGUGUUGAGGAUUGUUGUCCUGCUACAUGAGCCAAGGGCGCUAUAGUUUGAGGCCACAAACUGAUGGAUGGGCGUUCUCCUUCAGGAUUUUCUGGUACACAGCUGAAUUCAUUGUUCGAUCAAUCACAGCGAGUUGCCCUGUUUCUGAGGCAGCAAGACAGACUGAUUGAUUUACAUCACUUUUCGUUCUCGUUUCUUCUUGAAUUUUUUUGGACUGUGGUAUGCUGCGUUGGUUCUUGAGAUCUUGUCGCCUACCUCACGUUCUCUGACAUUCUAUUUCAGUGAUUUCUUGUUUCAACAAGUAUCAGGUUUGGGUUUGGCUUGUGAAAUUGAACUCACCUUUCCCAAGUUUGCGGUUAGUCUCAGUAACUGUAACUUAACAAUGGUGGUGGUGGUAGAGGGGUUACUUUUUCAGAGGCUCAGAAAGGUUUUGAUUUUUUUGUGUGCCUUAAUUGAAUUGUCAUUUGACAGCUGCAUUUUGUAUUUCCUUUGAUUGCCUAAGAGUGAUAUUAAAAUCUGUUUGAUUGAAACCUGUUGUGUGGGAUAGAUACGCAAAACAAACCAUGAAAUCAAAUACUUUUCCAUGGAACUGUGUGUUUCGGGGGUGUGAUGUGAUCAUUGUCCUCCAAUUUAGGUCAGUGUAUGAUUGGACACCUGACAAAGUUUAUGGCCGCAGUCAAUUUAUCUGUAAAUGUUUUUUUGUUUUUUUUUUUUCUCAUAAAUCAUCUGGGGAGUAACAUUUUUCCUGUUCUGAGAAUGAUAUGGAAAACGAUCAUCUGCAUACAUUUCAAUUCUGUAAAUAAAAUCAGUUAGUUAUUAAA